Messenger RNA from Canis lupus familiaris (dog), 965 nucleotides. It is a transcript of the gene LDAF1, whose product is annotated as transmembrane protein 159. The coding region runs from base 359 to 844 and encodes 161 amino acids. The transcript is spliced from 6 exons. Lineage: Eukaryota; Metazoa; Chordata; Mammalia; Carnivora; Canidae. The record is from RefSeq and is a predicted model, not a curated record.
GGCGGAGGACGGCGGCAGCCUGGGUGGGGCAGGAAACAGGCGCCAGCUCCCGCCUGUGCGCACUAGAGUUCCUCCCUCUAACGUCUCUCCCUGCUCCUCUUCCUCCUCCCCCCACCGCGCUUCUGUGCCUCCGCCUGCAGACCCUGGCUGGACAGCGCGGCCGCCAGGACCGGUCUCUCUUCUCUACCGACACCGCGGAGAGGGGCUCUCCAGGGAACAAAGGUGGAUUCUUCUCCCCCACAUUAAUGACCGGUGACAGCAAGAGACUGGGUGACAUGAGAGAUUCAACUGUGCCCUGCCCGGGACAGCUUACUGAUAGAAGAAUUGAUCUCUAAAGAGACUGGGCAUUGGUUUCAGGAUGGCAAAAGAGGAUCCUCCGAGUACCUCAAAGGACUUGCAGGAGCUGCAGAAGAAGCUGUCUUUGCUGGUAGAGUCCAUCCAGAAUAACUCAAAGGUGGUUGCCUUUAUGAAGUCUCUGGUGGGUCAAUACCUGGACAGGCAUCCUUUUCUGGCCCUCAGUGUGCUGGUGUUUGUUGCCAUGUCAGCCGUUCCUGUUGGGUUCUUCCUCCUCAUCGUGGUGCUUACCUCCCUGGCUGCUUUUGUGGGGGUCAUUUUACUGGAAGGACUGGUCAUCUCAGUGGGCGGCCUCUCACUGCUGUGUGUCCUCUGUGGUUUGAGCUUUGUAUCACUCAUCAUGUCAGGGACAAUCAUAGUGUCCUACAUCGUGGUCUCCAGCCUUGUCAACUACUGGUUUCCUCCCAGACUUUUGACACAACAAAACUCCAGUGGCAACUGUCAGCUGGCUAUGAAGUCCGCAGACUUAGAGGGGCUCUACCAGGAAUAACCAGCCCAGCGGAGCCAGAGCUUUUUCCAAGCACCUCUCGAAGGCUGUGGAUCAUACUCAGCCCUUGGGAUUAUGACUCAGAAGGGGGGCGGGAGGUGGUUAAGCACUCCUCGGAAGCAUC